This is a messenger RNA of Chara braunii, 2956 nucleotides long. The record is from the annotation of a GenBank genome assembly. NCBI's taxonomy places the organism in Eukaryota, Viridiplantae, Streptophyta, Charophyceae, Charales, Characeae.
ACUGGGUUGACCUUUGCCCAGCGUACGUCACAGUCGUAAGGAGGAACACGAGUAACGAGUGUGCAGCAGUUGCAGGAAUUUACAGGAAAGAAAACAAACAAAGAAAGGAAAAAAAAAAAAAAAAAAGAAAGAAAGAAAGAAAGAAGAAGAAGACUGUAGAUUGAUCGUCACAUCACAGUGUACUGAGUGUAGACCUAAACACAAACACAUUCAUUCUAGGUUUCGGCCAAUUCAUCGUCAGGAUUUUCAGAUAUUUUAUUCUUUCGUGCCAGCCAUCUCUUUCGGGUGACCUUUGAGAAUUUGCCUCUUGCCCGGGUUGCCCCUCUUUUGGCCUGCUGGUCGCCGUUCAAUUAAUAUAUCCUUAGACUCCGUCAGACUGUCACACUUGUGACUUAUCUAUGCACAGCCUCCCUUUAAGUUACGGUUAAUAUUUCAGUCCCCGAAUGUCCCUUCGGUCCCUUCCGUCCCAGAGGGUUCCCCUUCACUCCCAUAGGCUCCCUCCACAGAGUCCACUGUCGUUCAGAAAAUUCGGCUUCCAAAGUUGUUGCAGAAGCCAGUGGGAAAUACCAAAUACCACCUUCGACAUUUCACAUGUCAAUGACGGGGCAUUGUGCGUGCACUUGGCCAUAGUUACGUUCAUAUACGUUGUGCCAAUCUGGGAGCUAUUUCAAUACGUACGGUAAUGCUAUCUUUUGUCAACUGCAUUCGGCGGUAAUUACGUUCAGGUUCAGCCAAGUUGAACUCCAACUGUGCGCAAGCAGCCAAGGUCCGGUCCAUUGUAAACAGAGCCACCAUCGUGCUGCUGUCGAAUCGGAGUCAUCGCCAUAAUUGACGCCACAGUCACUGCCAUUUCACCGCUGCCAAGCAUCAGCCUGAGGUGAAAUUGACCAUCGACAAAGCCUCCACUGUCCAGGGCCGCUCCGAUCUACAUUACAUUGUCAACGGGAUGCGGAUGAGGAUCCCUCUAUCCCUGCUCCCACCGCCUUCAAGCUCCCUCCCUCUCUUGGCCACAGCAAACGGAGCUAAAAUAUCAUUCAGGGGGGUGAUCGGAUAUGGCUGCAAAUUCCGUGACACGAGGAGGGAACAGGGAGAGGGAAGCCGACCGUCUCGAUCCGUAGUAGCAACUGCAAAGUCUGCAAUUGGUCAGACCUUCCAGUGGAAAAGCAGGACAAGCAGGAAAAUCCUUCACUACAGAUUGCUUGGCGUCGACGCGCCGUGGAGAAAUGGGCCAAAUGAUGGCAGAGUGAGUGCAACGACGGGACCACGAGAAAAAGGCAACAGCAGUUCUUAGUCAGCUUCAAGAGAGUCAGUGUGCAGCAGUUCGCAUAUCUUCCUUUGGCUCAUUUCUCGACGGGACCAAGGAAAGAGAAGGACACGCUGCCGACGCCAGACCAAGAAAUUUUCAAACCAGCCGAACAUCAGUAGCACAGCAGCAGCGAUGGCAGAUGGCAGACAGAAAAAAAAGGGGCAACCAUGAUACGAGAGUCUGCAUCUGUGAAAGAGUUUUCAUUUACUGAUCAGUGAUCUCCCUUUCGGUUCCAAACUCUGCAGCUGAUAGUCCAACAAAUUUUCAUUUAUUUAUCUGAGACUCCCUUCCUGAUCCAAUCGCUCUGGGACGGCCUCUACUCCCUUGCUUUUCACGCUGGCCUUUCCAUUGCUGCUGACCAGUCUGAGAGUGGAAGGUCGAGCCUGUGAGGUACACGUAAAAUGAAGCUCAGCCUGUUGGAGGAUCGCUCACUGACACUCACAGUCCCAUCGCACUCACACUCAUUCAUCAUGUCAUUCACAUUCAUUCAUGACCGGCGGAGGGGUAGUUAGUCACACUCGUUCAGGCCAAGUCAACGCCUUAAAUUUUCCGACCGGCGAUAGACUUUGAGGGUUUUGAGGGGUUUUGAGGGGGGUUGAGGGGUUUUGAGGGGGGUUUGAGGGGGUUUGAGGGGGGUUUGAGGGGGUUUUAGGGGUUUUGAGGGUUUUGAAGUUUCAUUCUCGUAAGUCAAACCAGGUUGACAAUGUCUGCUCGGAGUCUCAGAGGCCAUUUUUUAAAAGUCAACCCCUUCAUCAUCCUUUUCUGCUGGCACUACUUUAUCUAAGGAAUCGUACGGAUCGCCCUCUGGCCCUCUGGUGAGUCAGAGCUCUUCUACUCACAGUCUCACAGAGUCACAAUCUGCUCCAGGAUUACCUCUAAGUUUAACUUAGUGUUGUUUCGUAAAUUCCCUAGAAUUUCAAACUUAAGACGCAGGUUCGACACACUUCCACAAGCGCAUUCGGUAAAUGUUCCGGGGACUCGGAGGCAAGUUCGGUAAAUCUUCCGGCAAGGCAAAUCAGGCAAGUUCGGUAAAUCUUCCGGCGAGGCAAAUCAGGCAAGUUCGGUAAAUCUUCCGGCGAGGCAAAUCAGGCAAGUUUGGUAAAUCGUCCGGAGGUAAAACUUCCGGAGGCAAGUUCAGUAAAACGUCGGGGAUGUUUGGGAAAUUGGGAAAGCGUUAGUAGAGCUUCGGAGUCCGUCUAUGAUGUAAGAACGAUGGGCGAGCUUGUGGAAGUUAAAAAAACUACGGUAACUUUCAUAUUAACUGAGUUACUAGUUGGAGAACUGUUACAGUGACAGACUAGUAUGGUUUUCGGUAAAGGGUGAAAUUCAAUGUAAGUUAAAAAAAAAGUUACUGUAACGAUCCUGGAGUUUAACUGCAGUAAGUUGGACAAAUCUGGAGUGACUCAGAGUGAGAGUGGGGCAUCGGAGACUUCAGGGGUGCGUCUGAUCUGAUAACAGAAGGAAAACAGACCAGCUGAGGUCCUUCUGUUGUUGGAGUGUAAGUUCCCGCCUUGCCUGCAUAUUAGGCGAGGCUGAGUUUCAGCAAGACUGAGUUCUUUUUGAUUAAAUUAGUGUAUUUUUAAACAAGCGGUGUGUGUUACGUGUGUGCAGGGCGAGAGGAGAGAAGGAGAAUGAAGAGGAGGAGAAUGA